Messenger RNA from Entamoeba invadens IP1, 775 nucleotides. RefSeq names its product sulfotransferase, putative. The annotation marks the transcript as partial. NCBI's taxonomy places the organism in Eukaryota, Evosea, Mastigamoebida, Endamoebidae. The record is from RefSeq and is a predicted model, not a curated record. The transcript has a single exon.
AUGUUGCAUACCAACCCAUUCACAUAUAGUGUUGAUACGACCAAUAAAUACGGUCUACCACUGAUCCCGGACGAACACUGGGAACCACUUUUUGCUGAGUUGGGCAAGCAGUCGAUUGGUCUAUUAAUGCAGCUUGACCCAACACAUGCAGAGUUGUAUCAAAAAGAGAUUCCACAGACAUUCAACGACAUUCCAAAACAAUUCAAAGAUGCAAUGCAUGAGAUGAUGGCUGGUUGCUUCGAUCAAAAAAGUAAGUUGUUUGAGAUGAUGACAAGAAAUGUUAUUGUCAAGUACGCCUCAUACCUUAGAUUUUUGAUGGAGAGACGACUUUACAAAGAGAAGUUGGAAUCAACCGACUUGUUGCCAUCUCUCUUUGUGUUGGCAUUGCCAAGAAGUGGGUCAACAUUCCUUCAUACAAUUUUGUCAUCAAAUGCGUUGGCUGAAACAAUGGCAAUGUAUGAGCAUCUGGCGCCUGGUCCUUUCACAAUGACAAGUCAGUCAAGAAAGAACUUUGGCAAUCAACUUGUCUCUACUGUCCACAGUCACACCUCUACUUUGAACGAAGUUCAUGUUCUCAAAAGUGCAGAACAAGCAGAAGAAGAACUCUUUUUCUUGGAAACACUUGGUCAUUCAUAUUUAUUCCCAAACGCAGUUCCACGAUAUGAAAUGUAUCGAAAAGGGAUGUUUGAACGGAAUUAUGAAUUUGCGUAUGACCAACUGAAAGAUCACAUGAAAAUGCAUCAACUUGAGUUUCUGGUCCCUGCACAAACACUUU